Messenger RNA from Peromyscus maniculatus bairdii (prairie deer mouse), 1796 nucleotides. The record is from RefSeq and is a predicted model, not a curated record. Lineage: Eukaryota; Metazoa; Chordata; Mammalia; Rodentia; Cricetidae.
GAGCUCAUCAGGCUCAGACCUGCAAGGUGCAGCACACAGCUGAGAAUAAAGCACAAAAGAGAGACUUGAUUAAAGAAAGCGGCAAUGGACCUGAUCCCAAACUUUUCCACGGAAACCUGGAUACUCCUGGUUACCAGCAUGGUGCUCCUCUACCUAUACGGAACCUAUACACAUGGAACUUUUAAGAAUUUGGGGAUUUCUGGACCCAAACCACUGCCUUUCGUGGGAAAUAUUCUUGCAUACCGAAAUGGAUUUUGGGAGUUUGACAGAGAAUGCCAUAAAAAAUACGGGAAAAUAUGGGGGUUUUAUGAGGGCCGACAGCCUGUGUUGGCUAUCAUGGAUCCAGACAUAAUCAAAACAGUGCUGGUGAAGGAAUGUUAUUCUACUUUCACAAACCGUCGGGUAUUAGGUCCAGCGGGGUAUUUGAAAAAAGCAAUCACCUUAUCUCAGAAUGAAGAAUGGAAGAGAUUAAGAACAUUGCUGUCUCCAACCUUCACCAGUGGAAAGCUCAAGGAGAUGUUCCCCAUCAUUAACCAGUAUACAGACUUGUUAGUGAGAAACAUGAGGCAUGGAGCAGAGAAUGGGGAUCCCAUCAUCAUGAAAGACGUCUUUGGGGCCUACAGCAUGGAUGUGAUCACCGGCACAUCAUUCGGAGUAAACGUCGAUUCCCUCAACAACCCACAAAAUCCCUUUGUACAAAAAGUGAAGAAGCUCUUAAAACUUAAUUUCUUUGAUCCAUUGUUCCUCUCAGUGAUAAUCUUUCCAUUCCUUAUCCCAGUAUUUGAUGCACUCAACAUGAGCUUCUUUCCAAAUGACGUCAUGAGCUUUUUUAAAACUUCUGUAAAACAAAUGAAAGAGACUCGCAUGCAAGAUAAAGAAAAGCAAAGAUUGGAUUUUCUUCAACUAAUGAUCAACUCCCAGAAUUCCAAAGACAAAGAGUCUCAUCAAGGUUUAUCUGAUCUUGAGAUUGUGGCCCAAUCUGUUUUCUUUAUUUUUGCUGGCUAUGAGACCACUAGCAGUACUCUUUGCUUUGCUAUGUAUUUGCUUGCCACUCACCCUGAUGUCCAGAAGAAACUUCAAGAUAAAAUUGAUGUUGCUCUACCCAAUAAGGCACCUGUCACCUAUGAUGCCCUGGUAGAGAUGGAGUAUUUGGACAUGGUGGUGAAUGAAACUCUCAGAUUAUAUCCAGUUGGUGGAAGACUCGAGAGAGUCUGUAAGAAAGAUGUUGAAGUCAAUGGGGUGCUCAUUCCCAAAGGGACUGUGGUGAUGGUACCAACCUUUGCUCUUCACAGAGACCCAAAGUGCUGGCCGGAGCCUGAGGAGUUCCGCCCUGAAAGGUUCAGCAAGAAGAACCAGGACAGAAUCGAUCCCUACACAUACCAGCCCUUUGGGAGUGGCCCCAGGAACUGCAUUGGCAUGAGGUUUGCGCUCCUGAAUGUGAAAAUCGCUCUGGUCAGAGUCCUGCAGAACUUCUCCUUCCAACCUUGUGAGCAAACUCAGAUCCCUUUAAAACUGCAAAAGAAAGGAUUUUUUCAGCCAGAAAAACCCAUCAUUCUAAGGGCUGUAUCAAGGGAUGGAACCGUAAGUGGAGCGUGACAUGAAGCCCAUUAGGAGUCUGUGUCCCGUGACGCCAGAAGCCAAUUGAUUUGGUGAAGAAAAUGCAGAAAUCAAGAUGGCAUUGAUUGUCUUCAUGUAUGGGAGUCUCUGGGAAAUCAUCAAACUGCUCUUUCUCCUCUAUCCACCAAAGUUCAAAAAUCAUUUCCCAAAUUAGAUAAAAGCAAGAGUAUUUGUGUGUA